This is a messenger RNA of Eruca vesicaria subsp. sativa (arugula), 1234 nucleotides long. The record is from the annotation of a GenBank genome assembly. Lineage: Eukaryota; Viridiplantae; Streptophyta; Magnoliopsida; Brassicales; Brassicaceae.
GAUUAUCAAAACGCCAUCAUCGCUCAGUAGAGAAGGAAUAGCUUCACCAUCUUCUAGAAGAUGAACUCUCUUCAUCGCAUAGCACGAUCGAUCACACACACAAUCCCUUCUUCUAGGGCUCCGCAUACCCUCCCCUCGAUUCUCACCAAUUUCAUGUCCACAAAGCCCCCUCGAAACGACGAAGACAAAUGGAACGACGCGUGGGAAUCAGCUUGGCUCCCAGACGAUCUCACCGACAAGACGCGAGCGCCGUGGGAGAAUGACGUGAACUUCCCUUCCACCGAGGAGGAGAUCGAUGUGGAGGGGAAGGCGUUUGUGGAGGAUAUGAAGGAGCAUUGGGACGAGAGGAGAGGGAAGAGCGGGAAAAAGGAAGAGGAGAAGAAAGAGAUUGGAGGAGGAGAGUCGUUGUAUAGCGUGGAGACGAUGAAGAAAGAUUAUAGGUUGAGGAAGCAGAGAGUUCAUGCGUCUCUGUGGGUUAAGGAGAUUGAGAAGUUGGAGGAAGCUAAGUUGGGUGAUUCUGGUGGUGGUGGUGAUGAUAUUGAUAGGCUUCUUGAUAGCUGCUCUGAGAUUUUCGACUCGGUAGACCAUGAUUUCGACAAAUUAGAAGUCUCGAGUGGAUCUGAACUGAAAAACAAGCCUGAUGGUUGGGAAUCAACAACAAAGGAACAAGAUGGGAAUCUCUGGGAAAUGUCACAAAGAGAAGAAGACAUUCUUCUCCAAGAAUUCGAUCGCCGUAUUUCCUUUUGCAAAUUUCAGAUAGCUAGUUUUAUAAAGCAGCACAUAUUCAGCAGGAGGAGACCGAUUGAUGGGUGGAGAUAUAUGAUCGAAGUGAUUGGUCCAAAUGCUAGAAAAGGCAAAGGUAGUGUUUCUAGGCUCCCUGCUUUGUCUGAUGUGUCGACUCAACCCUUUAAAGAAGAAAGUGGUAGUCUCAGUACCUGCAAGCGUCGGUCCAACAGAGAUUUGUGAGACUUAAGGAGGAGUUCAUGACAAGGGUUCUAUAUAGUGUCGCAAUGUUGUUAAAUUUGUGAGGAUCUACAGAUUCUGGCACGUUUAGAACAAAUACGCUUUAGAGCCUAAGUUUGCAGAUAUGAAUCUGAGGUUGUGAACGCAAGAGUUGUUUUUUUAUAUAUGUUUGAUCUAAGCUUUUUUUCCUUUUGAACAUCUGAAAAAUGUGUGAUCUAUAAGUUAUCUGACGAUAGUUGGUCAGACAACUAGCCUUUUUAAACUUUAAACU